UCGUAAUCAAUGACUAAUUAGAUAAUGGUGAAACAUUGAUGUAGGCAGUAGGGGGCAGUGUGGAUGACUCGUUCUUUUGCAGUCCAAGAACAAGUGAGUGCAAUGGCAGGAUCAACGUUACCGUGGAGGCCGCCUCGGGAGUGUGAUGCCUACUGGAGUGAAUUCAGACAUUGCAAGAGUUUACGGCACCGCUUCCAUCACUACUACACUUAUGGAAUGUCACCUUUGUGUGAGCAGUGGAAAGAAGACUAUGAUGCAUGCAAGGAGUGGGAGAGGACCCAGAGUACACAUGCCAAGGAAUGUCUCCAGAAAAGUGAGAGGAAUCGAGUGUCCGACCAGAGGAAAUUCACUCCAGUUUGGGAGCUGAGACAAAGCCCACCACCGGACUGGCACAUGCCUCUUAAUCAGGACAGACCACAGGACUCUUGAGGGUACACAGACCAUCAUUUUAUCCAUCAUAUUCAUUCAACUUACAAAGACUGCCUUACUUUCCCAGAACUACUCAGUCCACAAAUACCCAAUGGCUAUGGCUGAAAUGGAUCCCUAUUUGUGUUUCAGGGCAAUAUUGACAACAUUUGAGUACCUUUUUCUCUUAGAGACCAAUUUGUAAUUUAAGGGCACUACGAUGUCCCACAGUGCACUUACAAUUUACCCACAGGUACUGCUGAGCCAAAGAAAAUUGAACUUGCCAGACUCUCAUGGCUCUCUGCUAACUACAGGUUACUGUAGUCAUGGAUCAAUAGUGAAAUGUCUCUUUUUACUUUUCCCUCAUUCCCUGCACUUUUCAGAAACAUUACACCCCUGUCCAAGAAUAAGCUUCAGCCGUGCAAGCAACUAAUGUUUGUUUGUUUAUGCGACUGGUAAGUAGUGACGCAGGCUGAUGAUGAGCAAGAAUAUGAAUUUAUUCAUGCAUAGAUAAAUAGUUCUUCCCUGUAUAGUGUGGUACUAACAAGUGAGUAGGGAUCCAUUUCAGUCAGUGUCUAGAUUUUGUGUCCAGUAUGACUGUUUUUGUGAACAUUCUUCAAUGUGUAUCAGCACUCGUACUCUACAAAUUGUAAAACUCUGAAGAUCUUUACAAAUACAGCCACACAGGUGCUCUCUGGGAAGAAGACAUAAGGUCAAGAAGAAAAACAGGUUUUUUAUUAUUAUUUUUAAUUUACUUUUGCCAACUGUUUCAGUGCCACUGCUGAAGGGUUGUUUAUGGUACUGUUACUUUGAAAAUCUUUAGAUUAUGUCUAUGCAUGCACGUUUUUACAUCUUCAACAGGUGUUUGGCCUUUCAUGUUUCAUGUCUUGAUGUAAAGACCGUACUGAAAAUAUCCAUAUCAAUAAAAUGCAAUUAUAAGUCCUGUUAUGAGUAACAAAGUUUAUCAAAGAACUUGUUAUGUGUUUCUGUUGUGUAAAGACUUAUUCAUGUUUUGUGUGGUCAGUGAUGGAAUGUGCUAGUUUAAAAGUAGACAGUGAGUUAUUAUAAUGUACUGUAUGAAUGUAAUAAAUGAGACAUUCAUCGAC
This is a messenger RNA of Colossoma macropomum (tambaqui), 1511 nucleotides long. It is a transcript of the gene cunh22orf39, whose product is annotated as chromosome unknown C22orf39 homolog. The record is from RefSeq and is a predicted model, not a curated record. The transcript has 3 exons. The coding region runs from base 64 to 429 and encodes 121 amino acids. NCBI's taxonomy places the organism in Eukaryota, Metazoa, Chordata, Actinopteri, Characiformes, Serrasalmidae.